Messenger RNA from Engraulis encrasicolus (European anchovy), 1367 nucleotides. It is a transcript of the gene phf24, whose product is annotated as PHD finger protein 24. Gene Ontology annotation, cellular component: nucleus; cytoplasm. NCBI's taxonomy places the organism in Eukaryota, Metazoa, Chordata, Actinopteri, Clupeiformes, Engraulidae. Gene Ontology annotation, molecular function: calcium ion binding; transcription corepressor activity. The record is from RefSeq and is a predicted model, not a curated record. The transcript has 9 exons. Bases 75 to 1367 code for a protein of 430 amino acids.
GCGUAAAAACAACGGGCGAACGUCUUCUGAGUCCGGGAAGAGUGCCGUGUGAUCUCACCCAGGGCAGUGCAGCCAUGGGCGUGCUGAUGUCCAAGAAGCAGCAGGUGGAGAAGGUUCAGAAGGCCAAUGCUGUGGUCAACGCCUUCAAAGCCGGCAUCGCCGAACGCCCCGCCCCCUCUGCAGCCGCCGACCAACCAGAGGCCUCCGCCCAGUCCGGAGACAACGUAGAGGAGGUCACGUCCCCAGCAGCAGCCAAUGACAACAAGGACGAGGACAACAAGGAAGAUGAGCAGAAACAGGAGGAGGACGCGAAACCCGGAACGUCCAAUCAGGCGAUGAGGGAGGAGUGCCAAAAGGCCAAUCAGGAGGCCUGGUCCCGCCUCCGGGAUGGCAAAGGGGUGGAGCCGGAGGACCUGGUGAAGGCCCACCAGCUGACUCCCCCGGCGUUCAUCCGGCCCAAGAGGGAGAUCGACGAUGACCAGCCGCUGGAGGUGGACCUCGCCAAGAGGGAACAGCCGGUGAACGAUGAGAUGUGUGACGUGUGCGAGGUGUGGACGGCGGACGACCUGUUCCCGUGCCGGACGUGCACGCGUGUGUUCCACGACGGCUGCGUGCGGGAGCUGGGCUACCUGCGGGCCGAGGCUCUGCAGACCAUGAGGGACACGGCGCACACCACCGCCGGCUGGAGCUGCUACUACUGCGAUAAUGUGAACCUGCUUCUGACCGAGGAGGAGAUGUACAGUCUGAUGGAGACCUUUAAGCAGUGCAAGAUCAUCCCAGAGUCCUUCCUGGUCUCCGACGAGUUGCUCCAGUACCGGCACUUCGUCUCCAAGCAGCUGUUCGACAAGGAUCUGACGGAUGAGGAGGAGGAGGAGGCGCUGGCCCAGUUUGCCGCCCUCGACCCGGAAAAGCGUGGCCAGAUCGAGUGGAUCGACUUCCUCUACCACGAGUCCCUGUCCGUCCUCAGGAAGUUCCGCACAGAGAAUUCCCUGGUGCGGGUGCUGUCCGCAAAGGAGCGCGAUCGGGCCCGCGCAGUGUUCCAGAGUCUGGACCAGGACAAGGACGGGAUCAUCACGGGCAGUGAGACCCUGCGGGCCCAGCCCACAUGGUUCCAGAAACUCAGUCCAGAAGACCAGGAGUCCCAGUCCUGCAAUGUCAGAGUCAUGGGUUUGUGUUCUCCUGUGCUCAGUGCGGGCAUCAGCCACGUGGGCCCUAUAUCAGAAAACAGCCCAGUCAGCUCCAGCAGCGAGAGGAGCAAGGAUGACAACAGGGCUGUGAGCUGGGACGCCUUCCUGCGCGAGAGCGCCCUCUACAUCCUGGCCGCCCGCCCCAACAGCGCCGCCAUGCACAUCCGCCUGCCCCUGUGA